This is a messenger RNA of Harpegnathos saltator (Jerdon's jumping ant), 556 nucleotides long. RefSeq lists its product as uncharacterized. The transcript has 3 exons. The coding region runs from base 105 to 506 and encodes 133 amino acids. The record is from RefSeq and is a predicted model, not a curated record. NCBI's taxonomy places the organism in Eukaryota, Metazoa, Arthropoda, Insecta, Hymenoptera, Formicidae.
GGUGGGGACAGAAAGCAUAUUUCUACUUGUCACGAGCAUUUCGCGGUCAUUCAAUAACAGACGUCGGUCGCAGCACGCAGCAGCACAAAGCGUAAAGCAACCCGAUGGCUACAACAACAACCGCAGCAACGGCGACGACGGCCACGUCAGCAACAACAACGUCGGCUGCGACAGAUCCGAUGAUGACAGCUUCAACGUCCACGAGAGCUUCGACAGCCGUCGCGGACUCGACGCCGAUUACAUUAACUACACAAGCGCUCGUUAAUCUCGUUCAAACAACAAUAGCAGAGGUCCUUCGCAAAAAAGUCAGAUGCAGAAGCAGAGGCAGAGGCAAAGGCAGAGGCGGGUGGAGAGUCAGAAGCAAAGGUAGAAACGGAGACAGAGGUCGAUGCAGAGGCAGAGACAAAGGCAGAUGUAGAGGCAGAGGCGAGGAUAGAGCUGAAGGUAGAGGUAAAAGUAGAGACAGAAAGUUCGGGAGGAUAAACAUUUAUUACUGUUCGGAAUAAAAUAUCUUUGCAAAAAACUUACAUAUAUAUUCUUUAUAUCUUUAUGUCAA